AUGCCCAAGUUCUUCUGCGACUAUUGCGAUGUCUACCUCACGCACGACUCCAUGAGCGUGCGCAAGGCUCACAACAGCGGCCGAAACCACUUGCGAAACGUGGUAGACUACUACCAGCAAAUUGGCCACGAGAAGGCUCAGUCAGUCAUCGACUCCAUCACCUCCUCCUACGCCGCCGAGGGCCAGGCCCACGCGAAUCCCAUGCUUCCUCAGAACCAGCCCGGCCAAGGCUUCCCCCCGCCCCCAUUUGGCUUCCCCGGUGGUAUCCCGCCACCCUUCCCAGGAAUGCCUGGGGCGCCUCCAGGCCAGUUUCCUCAAGGAAUGCCUCCACCCCCUGGAGGUGGCCGCGGCAUGCCUCCUAUGCCUCCAUUCCCUCCUGGACCUAAUGGCAUGCCUGUGCCACCAAACGGUCUUCCUUUCCCUCCUCCGGGCGGCUUCCCUUUCCCUCCCCCUGGUGCUCCCGGUGCUCCAGGAGCUCCCGGCGCAUCGGGUGGUGCUCCUCCGCCUUUCCCCGGACUGCCCGGCAUGCCUCCGCCCGGCCAAGGGUUUCCCCCAGGUGGUCCACCUGGAUUUGCUCCCCCUGGAGCAGGAGCUCCAGGUCACGAGAAGCGAUGA
Messenger RNA from Fusarium vanettenii 77-13-4, 615 nucleotides. RefSeq lists its product as uncharacterized. The transcript is spliced from 6 exons. Lineage: Eukaryota; Fungi; Ascomycota; Sordariomycetes; Hypocreales; Nectriaceae. Gene Ontology annotation, molecular function: zinc ion binding; pre-mRNA 5'-splice site binding. The record is from RefSeq and is a predicted model, not a curated record. Gene Ontology annotation, cellular component: U1 snRNP; nucleus. Gene Ontology annotation, biological process: mRNA splicing, via spliceosome; spliceosomal snRNP assembly; mRNA 5'-splice site recognition. Bases 1 to 615 code for a protein of 204 amino acids.